CAGCAGCAGUACAAAAGAGUGAACAUUUCUGGUAGAAUACAGUCAGUCCAUUCUUGGACUAUUGUUAGCAGUUCUCAAUAAUUAGGUUAGGAUGGGAUGUGCUUCCCUGCUAGUUUUUUGUGUAGCAUUUGCAGUGUUGAAUUUCAAGCUUGGACAAACCCAAACUGAUGCUGACAGGAUCGCUGCAGUAGUAAAUGAAGCUCUGAGGUCUUUUUUGAAUGACGUUCAAGAAGACAUUAACUGCAUAAAAGUGAUUUGGCAAACCUCACAGUGGUGGUUAAUGAAAUUGUUCAAGAUUUAGAAGAACAUAAAAAUAACCCCGGAUCUAUAGUUCAUUCUUCUUUACCGCAGUAUAAUGUUGAUUGUUGCUCAGAGGAUGUUACUGUACUUGGUGAAAAAUUGAUGUGCUUCACUUUAAAAUGAAUGUAAAAAACAUGA
Molecule: messenger RNA, 438 nt
Organism: Geodia barretti
Lineage: Eukaryota; Metazoa; Porifera; Demospongiae; Tetractinellida; Geodiidae
Source: the annotation of a GenBank genome assembly